AUGUUAACUAAAACAAUAUCAUUUUACAACCUCUCCUUCUCUGGUUUGAUACAUCAAACGCAGGGACGUGCAUGUGGAGAAACCACGUCCUUUUGGUUUGAUUGGUGGAAUCCACUUGGACGUCUAUUUGAGAUAACUGGGCCACGCGGAUAUAUAGACUUGGGUAUCCCAUCUGAUGCCACUGUAGCAUCAGCCGUGGUUAACCGGAACCGACGAAGGCAUAGGACGGAGAUUCUUAACAGAAUAGAAGAGAGACAAAACCAGGACAUCUCUCUUUGGCAAGAGACCAUUUAUUUUUCUCUUGCAGAUACUCUGACACGAUCUGGAGAACUCUCAUGGGCAACCUCCUUGCCAAUGAUUACUCAACAGAUUGGGAUCAGCUUAUCCAGAUCCUUCACCAGCACUCACCGGACCGUAUCAAAGUGGUUCGCUACGAGACCUUAG
Molecule: messenger RNA, 444 nt
Organism: Microthlaspi erraticum
Lineage: Eukaryota; Viridiplantae; Streptophyta; Magnoliopsida; Brassicales; Brassicaceae
Source: the annotation of a GenBank genome assembly